Messenger RNA from Rhincodon typus (whale shark), 1152 nucleotides. Its product is annotated as calpain small subunit 1-like. The record is from RefSeq and is a predicted model, not a curated record. The coding region runs from base 84 to 563 and encodes 159 amino acids. The transcript has 2 exons. NCBI's taxonomy places the organism in Eukaryota, Metazoa, Chordata, Chondrichthyes, Orectolobiformes, Rhincodontidae.
UGACCUUCUCCGUGCAAGUUUGGGGUUGGGUUUUGUUGCAGUACAGAGUGCCUUUUUGGUUUUGAAUUUGGCGCCUAAGGUAAAUGUUCCUCAGAGGCGUACGGCUCUCGCGUUGUUGGAGUCUAGUUCACAUGACGGCGGUGGCAGAGAAGGAGGAGCGCAGCGUGAACCUGGAAUGUGGUGGUGGUGGUGCUGGAGGAGGAGGAGGAGGAGGAGGUGGUGGUAGCGGCGACAAUGUAGCGGUUGCAAUCAGAUUGUAUCCCUUAAGGCUUGAGAGCGAAGAAUCCUCACUAGCACAGACCCCGGCCCCAGACGAACAACCGCCACCGAGUCCUCGACCCAUCUCCAACACUCAGCAGCCGGAGGAGGAGCGCCUUACAACGCUUAUAAAAUGUGAUAAGAUGACACAGGAGAAAAAGAAAAGAACGAGCCGCACUGACAUGCUGACCAAAAAUGUCAUGAGAGAUCCGAGUGCAAUUCCUGAACCUUUUUCAGAAUUUACCAAGCAACUGAACCCACCCCACCCCCAAAGUAACAGCAACAUGACUGGUGUGGCUUAUUGAAUGGAGCAGGAAGAAUUUGCUGCUGUCAUUCUGCUUUGUUUUUAAUUGUGCUUCCGAAUGUUUGCAUAUUGUUACCAAGUUAAACUUGUGUGAAGUUCCAAAGCCAGAAUAAUUUUAUCAUGAAUUUUUGAGUUGGCAGAUAUGAUUUAUUUUAAAAAUUAGGGACUUUUUUUUUGGUAGUUUAGUUUCUGGGUUCAGGUAGUGCCACAAGUUUGUGUUGCAGUUUAGCAUCCAAAUAUUCUACUAGAUUAUACUUAACUCCAAAAUACCAUCACACACUCAUUUUUGGUAUUUACUGCAACUGUGAACACGCCACCAAUCUGGUUCGCUAUUUAAUUUUUUUACUGUUUAAUAUAAAAGUUGUUACUGAAGUAGCAUGCCAUAAAUGGAGCCCCAUCAUUCCAGUUGUACUAUCAGAUGUUUUUAAGGUACAGACAGUACCCACUUUACCUGACUUUGAGAUCACAGUUGAUAGAAUGUGUAGACCAGUUACUCAGAGAUGUACAGAAUGGAAACGGACCCUUCGGUCCAACCAGUCCAUGCUGAACAUAAUCUCAAACUAGUCCCACCUGCCUGCUGCUGGUCAUAU